Molecule: messenger RNA, 1029 nt
Organism: Raphanus sativus (radish)
Lineage: Eukaryota; Viridiplantae; Streptophyta; Magnoliopsida; Brassicales; Brassicaceae
Product: LOB domain-containing protein 20
Exons: 2
Coding region: 91-912 (273 amino acids)
Biological process (GO): hormone-mediated signaling pathway; positive regulation of DNA-templated transcription
Cellular component (GO): nucleus
Source: RefSeq, a predicted model, not a curated record
UGUACAUUACAUUAACAUACAUUUAUAGAUAUAAUUUGUUCACAAGAAACACUCAUCAACUAAAACUAGUUAAUUAAUGCUUGUUUGGUUAUGGCUGAUCAGCAGCGAUCUGGCCACAACUCUUCAGAUUCUCGCCGGAAAUCAGCAGCCGGGAGACGAAACUCACAACAUACUACGACGUCAUCGUUAGCUUCCAGCGGAGGAGCAAUGGCGACAGCUGCAGCGACGGGGACAGGAACGGUUUCGCCUUGUGGGGCUUGCAAGUUCUUGAGAAGGAAAUGUGUUAGUGGAUGCAUUUUCGCUCCACAUUUUGGGUCGGAACAAGGAGCGGCUAGGUUCGCGGCGGUCCAUAAGGUUUUUGGAGCUAGCAAUGUGUCGAAGCUGUUGCAUCAUAUUCCGGUGAACCGUCGUCAUGACGCUGUAGUUACGAUUUCAUAUGAGGCUCAAGCUAGGCUCUCUGAUCCUGUAUAUGGAUGCGUCUCAACUAUCCUUGCUCUCCAACAACAGGUGGCCUCGCUACAGGCGGAGUUAUCAGUGGUGCAAUCACAGCUAAUAAACAGCAGAGUAGCAAUGGCUAACGUUAUGCAACAACAACAAAAUCAUCACCAACAACAACUGGUCGUCAUGCAACAACCCGAAUACUCCAACAACUCAUCAGCCUCCACCACUCUUGCCGGAGCCGCCAUUAACAGUUUCUCUGCGACGGCAGAAGCAGCCGCAGCCGUCAGCUAUGACGUCAUGGUUCCUGCUAAUUUAGAACAUUCGUUGCAGCCUGUGCCACGGCAUCAGCUAGGUAGCGGAAAUCAACAUGAAGACGAGGAAGAGAGCGGUACUGAUUUUUCGGUGGCUGUUGGAUCGACGGCGUUGGCUGCGGAGGUUAUAUUUCCGGCGGAGGGUUUUCACCGGAUAUGAAUAUAUAACUGGCAUGUUUAAGUAUAUAUCUUCCUCUUUAUAAUGUAUUAUGGUAUCUACAUACGCACGUAUACAGUGUAGUGGUAUACCAGAUAUAUGAAGACUUGAUGUGAAAUA